Messenger RNA from Penicillium daleae, 2208 nucleotides. Its product is annotated as transcription factor domain-containing protein. Bases 1 to 2208 code for a protein of 735 amino acids. Lineage: Eukaryota; Fungi; Ascomycota; Eurotiomycetes; Eurotiales; Aspergillaceae. Gene Ontology annotation, biological process: DNA-templated transcription; positive regulation of transcription from RNA polymerase II promoter by galactose. The record is from RefSeq and is a predicted model, not a curated record. Gene Ontology annotation, molecular function: RNA polymerase II cis-regulatory region sequence-specific DNA binding; DNA-binding transcription factor activity, RNA polymerase II-specific; zinc ion binding. The transcript has 5 exons. Gene Ontology annotation, cellular component: nucleus.
AUGGCUUCGGAAUCGCCCCAGAUCCAAACGACCCCGCCGCAGUCCGGAGCUGGCGACCAGGAGGCCUUUUCGGCCUCCGAUACGGCCAAGAGGAAGGCGGAACAAAGCAACGGAACGCACACGCGCGCAAAGCGGAAUCGCUACAUCUCUAUCGCAUGCACGUUCAUGUCAGAAUCCCCGACGCUAAUCUUCACACCAGGCCGAUAUGCGCCAAACUGCUGCAACAACAACUUCAAAGAAUCCGAGGAGUUCCGGUCGAUGUCCUCGCAGUUAACCACUCUCCAGGAACAAGUGAACAGUCUCUUCACAACUCUCAAUGAGCUUAGGGCGCAGAAGCCUGCUUUCGAGUCUCCACCAUUCGACCACCUCUCACGCGAUGGCUCACAAUCUGUCUUCACUCCCAUGCCCGGUAGCAUGCCGAAGACACGGUCUCGGCAUCCGCGCUUCCAUGGACCUACGAGCUCGGCUUUCAACUUUGAUGUCGCCAAGACCAGUCUCCAGAGCAUGGGUAUCAACCCGGCCGAGGAUGGCAUUGCCGAUGACCUGACGACGGCGCAUGUUACCCCGAUCGGCUCUCCACCUCCCCACAUCGGUCCUGUUGUCCCAACGAUACACCCCACGAAGGAUCCGAUUUGGAGCAUUUGCCGUGAAGAAGCCGUGCGGCUAUGUAAAGUCUACGAGGAAGAGAUCGGGAUCAUGUAUCCGGUGGUGGAUAUUGCUACGGUUACCGCGCAAGCUAAUUUACUAUACACGUUCAUGGAAGCUGCCACACGGACUGGAUUUGCGCAACGCGGUCUCCCCGGUGCUGACGGUCUUCAUGAUGAUAGCACGAUUAUUCUGAAGCUAAUUCUUGCCACCACGCUGGUCGUGGAGGCGGGAGGCCAGAGUGAUCUUGGCCAACGUUUGUAUUUGUCUGUCAAGCCGGUUAUUGAAUCGAAGCUGUGGGAGCCUCAUGAUAUCAAGAACAUUCAAUUGUUCGCCAUUGUGGCAACUUAUCACUUCCAUACUGAUGAUGACGCCAUGGCCUACCGAUUGAUCGGUCUCGCUGCCCGGAUGUGCUUGGAAAUGGGUCUUCAUCGCCGGGAUGCCCUGAUGAAAUCUUUCCCGAAUGAGGACCAGUGGAAUGAGAUUACGCGACUAUUCUGGACCGUCUAUAGCUUGGACCGACGAUGGAGCUUAGGCACAGGAUUGCCGUUUGUCAUCCAAGACGAGGACGUUGACCCGAACUUACCAGAGCCGGACUCAUCCCUGCCUUAUCUCCGGUGCAUGAUUUCAUAUAAUCGCAUCAGCUCGAAGAUUUGGUACUCAGGUCUUGGCUCUGAAGGCACGACAGACAUUCGACGUGAUGAAAUCGGAUAUCUGGACUACCAGGUUCUUCAAUGGUACAAACAAGUCCCAGACGAGCUCAAAUUCUAUCCCGUGGAAUCCCCCAAGACUGGCGAGACCGCAAGCCGUGGCAUGAGACGUCUACGAGUCCUGCUAUACCUGCGUAUGAAUCAACUGCGAAUUCUCAUUUACCGCCCGGUACUUCAUUCCGCGGCAAGCAUCAUGGAGGACCGCGGCCAUGCGCAGACAGUGGUGGACGUCGCCAAAGACACCGUUCGAGUCCUGACCCGGCUGAACCAAAUGUCCGAUAUCUACCGCACGCAGCAGAUAACCUUCAACUAUUUCCUGGUCGCAGCAUUGGCAGUGCUAUUCCUCGCCGUGUGCCAUGCACCCAAUGACUUCAACCGGCAAGUGCGCGACGAGUUUUAUAUGGCGUUAGAUUUGAUCAACGGGUUUAGCACCAAGUCCUACGUGUCCAAGAGACUUUGGAAGACCAUCAAGGGUCUCCGAAAGAUUGGCGAAAAAUUGGGUGUCCUGGCUCGCCCAUUUGGCUCCGACGGGAACGACCCCCACUCCACCGCGGCCGUAGCUAUGGCUGGCCUCGCGGGGCAUUCCAUCGAAGACUUGUCCAUGUAUGGGCAGAUGAAUGGAGCGAACGAGUUGGGCAACAGUCCUUUGAAUGGUCUCCAGAUGAGCCACGAACUGACGAAUCUGUUUGAAGCUGUUGGGGCUUUUGGUAACUUUAUGCCUGGUACCAGUGGCGCUGAGAGCAUGACUGGGUUUGUUGGUGCGGAUGGGGAAAUUCAGAAUACUGGGGAGGGAUUGUCGGGGAUUCUGGGAGGCGAGGAGGAAUUCUCUCGGGUGAUUCGUGAUUUAUUCUGA